GCUCACUCUGGAGAGUAGUCAUGGAUCAACUGAAGAUUCUGUUUGCUGUUGUUUUGUCUCUGGCCACGGCUUCAGCAGCCACACUUGGUGUGGUUCAAACAGAAGGGGGCAGUGUUCAGGGACAAAACAUCCCCCUGGGCCUGUUCCGCUCUGUCGAUGUUUUCAAAGGAAUCCCCUUCGCUGCCAAGCCGGAAAUGCUCGAGAAGCCCCAACCUCACCCUGGCUGGAGUGGCAUACUGAAGGCAAUAAAGUUUGCUCCAAGAUGUAUGCAGAUGAACAUGCUUCAGACCUCCAGUUUUGGCAGCGAGGACUGCCUCUACCUCAACAUCUGGGUUCCUCAGGGCAGACAGGUGUCAUCAGAUCUCCCAGUCAUGAUCUGGUUCUAUGGAGGGGGCUUCAUGAGUGGUGGUUCCAUGGGGCCAAAUUUCCUGAACAACUACCUGUACAGCGGUCAGGAGAUCGCAGACAGAGGCAAUGUUAUUGUGGUGUCUGUUGGCUACCGUGUGGGAACGCUGGGCUUCCUCAGCACUGGGGACUCUGAUUUACCAGGAAACUUUGGUUUGUGGGACCAGCAUGCUGCCAUCACCUGGGUGCACAGGAACAUCCGCUCGUUUGGAGGAGACCCUGAAAACAUCACCCUGUUUGGAGAGUCUGCAGGUGGAGCUAGUGUCAGCUUCCAGAGUCUCUCCCCUCACAACAAAGGCCUGGUGAGGAGAGCCAUCUCUCAGAGCGGUGUUGCUGUUUGUCCAUGGGCCAUGAGCAAGAACCCACGCAAGGUUGCUCUGGAGGUUGCUGAGAAGGUCGGCUGUCCCACUGAUGAGCGUAUGGUGGCCUGCCUGAAAUCUAUUGAUGCCAAGACACUCACCAUGGCUGCUGCAGGAGUUGAGCAAGGAUCUCCAGAUUAUCCUGUUGUGCUGAACCUGCUUCUGUCUCCUGUUGUUGAUGGCGACUUCCUCCCCGAUCACCCCGCCAACCUGUUCCAAAACGCAGCUGACAUCGACUACAUCGUAGGAGUGAAUAACAUGGAUGGGCAUCAUUUCACCGUACAGGACAUUCCCUCCCUGGGUAACAAGACUAAAGAAACUCCAGUAGAAGAUCUAAAGAGACUCCUUGCUUCUUACUCUAAAGAGUUUGGAAAAGACAGUACAGAUGUUGCCUUCGCUGAGUACUCAUCAGACUGGGAAUCAUCACCCAGCCAGGACACCAUCAAGAGGACUGGUGUGGACAUUGGGACUGACUACAUCUUCCUGGUUCCUGCACAGAUAGCCCUCUACCUGCACGCUGAAAACGCCAAGUCUGGCUGUACCUUCUCCUACCUGCUGUCUGAGCCCAGUAUGCUGGCUGGACCCGACAAACCGUACCACGACUGGGUGGGAUCUGACCACGCUGAUGACCUGCAGUUUGUGUUUGGAAAACCUUUCACCACACCGAAGGCUUAUGGGGACAGACACAGAGACCUGUCUGCUUACAUGAUCGCCUACUGGACUAACUUUGCAAGAACUGGGGAUCCAAACCAAGGAAACCUGAAGGUGCCUGCUGUCUGGCCUGAAUUUACCCUCCCUGGACAGCCAUUCCUGGACAUCCAUGGAAAGAUGAACGAGAGCUCCAUUGGACAGGAAAUGAGGCUUCGUUUUGUUCGUCUCUGGACCAGCGUCCUCCCCAGCCUUCCCACAGAUGUGUAACACAAGCUCAGUGAUGUGUUUUUGGAUUAGAAAUUAUCUUCUGAAAAAAUGCCUGUAUUAAAAAAA
Messenger RNA from Cheilinus undulatus (humphead wrasse), 1748 nucleotides. Its product is annotated as bile salt-activated lipase-like. The coding region runs from base 21 to 1682 and encodes 553 amino acids. Gene Ontology annotation, biological process: postsynaptic membrane assembly; presynaptic membrane assembly; synaptic vesicle endocytosis. The record is from RefSeq and is a predicted model, not a curated record. NCBI's taxonomy places the organism in Eukaryota, Metazoa, Chordata, Actinopteri, Labriformes, Labridae. The transcript is spliced from 11 exons. Gene Ontology annotation, molecular function: neurexin family protein binding; triacylglycerol lipase activity; sterol ester esterase activity. Gene Ontology annotation, cellular component: cell surface; synapse; postsynaptic specialization membrane.